UGAAUAGUAAAAGUGUGGCAGUGCACCAAACACGCUUCUGGAGAAAAUGGAACCAUCUCCCCUUUUCCCUUGGAGAAUUCUCCUCCAACCAAAUGGUGCUUCAAUCCUCAAGUAUACUCCCUUCUAUGCCCGCACUUCUCCAACCUUCAAAAUGUGGGUUUCAUUUCCUCCUCCAUACAAGGCCCAUCACCAAAUACAUGCAUUUUCGGAAUCGCAAUGCGCACACCCUCAACAUGUUUGAUGAAAUGCUUCAAGGUUGUCUUCCUGCACUUAACUCUUUUAUUACCUCGUGUGUUCGCCGACGUGAUGCUGCCACGGCCUGGGCAAUCUUUCACCGUAUGCGUCAAGUGCGUUCUGACAUUGACGUUUAUACUUUCGCUCCUGUUUUGGGUGCCUGUUCUAUGUUGCCUAAUGUAGUCCGAGGCAAGCAAGUGCAUGCUUUGGUGAUCAAAAUGGGUUUUGAUUCUGGAACUGUGAUCGCAACUGCUCUUAUGGGCAUGUAUUCCAAAUAUGGGCUUCUAGGCGAAUCGUUGAAGGUCUUUGAAGAGAUAGAAUACAAGGAUGUAAUGACCUGGAACGUCUUGCUUUUGACUUUUCUACGGCAUGAUCUUCCUCGUGAAGCACUUGGUGUUUUGAAAGCAAUGAAAGGGGAGAACGUGGAAUUGAAUGAGUUUACUCUGUGUUCUGUGCUCCAAACUUGUGCUUCUCUUAAGGCCUUGAAGCAGGGCAAGCAAGUUCAUGGUUUGGUGGCCUCCAUGGGUCGUGAUAUGGUGGUACUUAGUACUGCUCUUAUUGACUUUUACUCGAGUGUUGGGCACAUCAGCGAAGCUUUGAAAGUGUUUUAUACUUUGUACUGUUCAAAAGAUGACAUGAUGCACAACUCAUUGAUAUCUGGAUGCUUAAGGAAUCGAAGGUACGAAGAGGCAUUUUCUAUCAUGCGUAUGAUAAGACCUAAUGCCGUUGCGCUCACCAGUGCCCUUGCAGCUUGCUCUGAGAAUUCAGAUUUGUGGAUUGGUAAACAAAUACAUUGCAUUGCAAUACGUAAAGAUUUCACUUCUGAUACCCAAUUGUGCAAUGUCCUGUUGGAUAUGUAUGCAAAAUGUGGUAGGAUUUUGCAUGCUCGAUUGUUGUUUGAUCGAAUAAAUCGAAAAGAUGUUAUUUCUUGGACAAGCAUGAUUGAUGCAUAUGGGAACCAUGGGCAUGGGCAUGAAGCUGUGAUGCUCUUUGAAAAGAUGAGUGAGGAUGGAACCAAGGUAUUACCAAAUUUGGUAACGUUUAUAGCUGUUUUAUCAGCUUGUGGUCACUCUAUGUUGGUGGAGGAAGGACGAAAAUGUUUCCAACUGGCGAUGGACAAAUACGGUCUUAAACCUGGUCCAGAACACUAUGCCUGUUUCAUUGAUAUGUUAGGUCGAGCUGAUAGAAUGGAUGAAGCUUGGUCUGUAUAUCACAGCAUGAUUGAGCUGGGUACUCAGCCUACUGCGGGAGUAUGGAUAGCAUUGUUGAAUGCUUGUAGUCUUAACGUGGAUGCUAAAAGAGGUGAAUUUGCUGCGAAACAUCUCCUAGAGUUGGAACCCGAUAAAGCUAGCAAUAUUGUUCUUGUAUCAAAUUAUUAUGCAGCCAUUGGAAGAUGGGAUUGUGUCGACGAACUGAGAAAUAUCAUGAGCACGAAAGGGUUAUUUAAGGAAGCUGGGAAUAGCUGGAUUACUGUUACUGGCUCCAGUCAAGGUGCCAAGUCUUUGUCCGCUUGAUUAUUCCAUCCUCUAGGUUAUGUUUGAAUCAAGGGGAAUGGAGAUGAAGUGAAAG
Molecule: messenger RNA, 1803 nt
Organism: Neltuma alba
Lineage: Eukaryota; Viridiplantae; Streptophyta; Magnoliopsida; Fabales; Fabaceae
Product: pentatricopeptide repeat-containing protein At5g66500, mitochondrial-like
Exons: 1
Coding region: 93-1748 (551 amino acids)
Biological process (GO): RNA modification
Molecular function (GO): RNA binding; protein binding
Source: RefSeq, a predicted model, not a curated record